This is a messenger RNA of Magnolia sinica, 945 nucleotides long. Its product is annotated as UPF0481 protein At3g47200-like. NCBI's taxonomy places the organism in Eukaryota, Viridiplantae, Streptophyta, Magnoliopsida, Magnoliales, Magnoliaceae. The transcript has a single exon. Bases 1 to 945 code for a protein of 314 amino acids. The record is from RefSeq and is a predicted model, not a curated record.
AUGAUGUUCUUGGAUGGUUGCUUCGUUUUACAUUUCAUCGAAAAGAUUAAUGAGGAAGCAGAAACCAUAUUAGAGAUAAGCAAUGACCUCAUUCCUCUCAUUAUUCGGGACAUGUUCUUGAUGGAAAACCAGAUCCCAUUCGAAGUCCUUGAUAAAUUGGUGAACUUGAGAUGGGGCUCUAGCAGGGUGGGAAAAAAAAAGAUCUUGGAUUUCAUCGGACAGAAAGUCCUCAUUCCCAUGGGGUUUCGGCGGGCGAAUUAUUUUCUGAUGUUGAAUUGGUGGUGCGGAGCACUUAAUGACAGAGAACAUGAUAGCCUUCUUCACCUCCUCGACGUUCUCCGGAUCAUUUUGCUGGACUUCCCUCCCUCGAAUGAGGUAAGAAAGCAAAGCAACAGACCGCGUAACUUCGGCUCCGUUAUGGAACUCAAGGAGAUCGGGAUCAGAUUCGAGAAGAGACGCAUGGAAUCUUUGAUGGACAUAAGUUUCGAGGAACACUUAUUGUUCCCACGACUGUUGCUUCCGACAAUGUUCAUCAACGAUACAACCAUAUCUCUGCUGCUGAACUUGACCGCCUUCGAGGCGUUCUCAUAUUCCGGAUGUGGUGUUACCUCCUACAUUCGCUUCAUGGAUUCUCUCAUCAACCAUGAGGCAGACGUGGAGAUGCUCCGGUCCAAGGGCAUACUCGACCAUUCCCUCGGCAGUGACGACGAGGUGGCGCGUCUAUUCAACACGUGGCCGGCCGAUGUGAUGAACGAUCUCGAACUGUACAGCGAUAUCAGUGGCCAAAUCCUCAAGCACCGUGAUAGGAGAGUGAAUAUAUCCAUAGCUAGAUGGUGGGACAAAUAUUUCGGGAACCCAUGGACUGCCAUCUCUUUCGUAGCUGCAGUUCUCCUUCUCUUCUUCACAGCCGUUCAGACCUACUUUGCCGCUUUCUCUGGACGUUAA